Pristis pectinata (smalltooth sawfish) is the source of this 5436-nucleotide messenger RNA. RefSeq names its product tripartite motif-containing protein 16-like. The transcript is spliced from 6 exons. NCBI's taxonomy places the organism in Eukaryota, Metazoa, Chordata, Chondrichthyes, Rhinopristiformes, Pristidae. The coding region runs from base 143 to 1855 and encodes 570 amino acids. Gene Ontology annotation, molecular function: zinc ion binding; protein binding. The record is from RefSeq and is a predicted model, not a curated record.
GGGUGGGGGGGGAGGGGGGGAGGAGAUAAGGGUGGGGGGGGGGAGGGGGGGAGGAGAUAAGGGUGGGGGAGGGGAGAAGCUGUGAGCCGCCCGCCCCGCUUUCACUUUCGCCUGCCGCUGGGCUCGGAGCAGGGAGGCAGUGAUGGCCACGGCCACCGUGUCGCUGGCCCGGGACAGCCUGACCUGCCCCAUCUGCCUGGAGCUGCUGAGCGAGCCGGUGACGCUGCCGUGCGGCCACAGCUUCUGCCGGCCGUGCAUCGGCCGCCACUGGGAGGUGCAGCAGCGCGGCGCCGGCGGCUGCAGCUGCCCGAGCUGCCGGCGCAGCUUCGAGCCGCGGCCGUGGCUCGGCACCAGCACGCUGCUGGCGCAGAUCGUGCGCGGCCUGGCGCAGGGCUCGCCGCCGGCCGCCGCCGCCGGGCCCGGGGACGUGCCCUGCGACUCGUGCCCCCGCCAGCAGCCGCUGAAGGCCGAGCGCUCCUGCCUGCAGUGCCUGGCCUCCUACUGCCGGGGCCACCUGCAGCCGCACCGCCAGAGCCCGGCUUUCCGCCACCACCGCCUGGCGCCGCCGCUCCGCGACCUGGGGCUGCGCCGCUGCCCCGCCCACGGCAAGCCGCUGGAGAGCUACUGCCGCACCGAGCGCCGCUGCCUGUGCUGGGUGUGCGCCCUGCGCGACCACCGCGACCACCAGGUCAGCACGGUGGAGGAGGAGGCGGCCCGCAGACAGAAGCUGAUCAUGCAACGGAAGAGGGAACUGGAGGAACAUUUACAAAGCACAGCCAAUGAGAUUGGAAAGUGGAUUCAAAACAUCGACUGCAUUAAGGAGUCCACCCAGCGGGUGAAGGGCGACACCUUGGCCAAGUUCAGCGAGUUGAUCGGCGCAGUGGAGGCGGCGCAGAGGGAGGUGGUGGGGCUCAUCGAGCGGGAGCGGCAGGCCGAGCUGAACCGGGCCGAGCGAGUCAGGAAGGAGCUGGAGCAGAAGUGGACGGAGCUGAGACAGGAGAAAGUGCGGCUGGAGGCUCUGUCCCAGAUCGAUGACAGCAUCGCCAUCUCACAGGAGUAUCUGGAUUUUAACGACAUUGCAGAGAAUCCUGCCUCGCCACCAUUAACGACCAGCCUGGACGCUAAACUUGGCAAGGUGGAGAGAGCUGUGUCUCGGCUCUCCGCCCUGAUCAAAGAUCACGUCCAAACUGCCUGGACAAAGAACCUGGAGAACAUUGGCUCAGCAGAUGCGGAGGAAACCAGUCUGACUCCUUCGGUGAGUGCAGCCCUCCAAGAAGAGCCACUGCUUCCUGAAACAAGGAGCCGGGAGGAUCUCUUGCAGUAUGGCUGCCAGCUGUCGCUGGAUCCCAGCACGGUGCAAAAGGAGCUGUACCUGAGUGAUGACAACCAGCGAGUGACCAACAUCUACCCGAGGUCAGAGGACUAUGAGCACUGCCCUGAGAGGUUUGACGUGUGCUCCCAGGUGCUGUGCCGGGAGCCCCUGAGUGCCGGCCAGUUCUACUGGGAGGUGGAGCUAAAUGAUGGAGAUGCCAUGAUUGGGAUCACCCAUGCCCAGAUCCGCAGGAAGGGGUCGGACAAUUGCUGCAUCCUGGGACGUAACCCCUUCUCUUGGUGCGUGGAGUUCUGGUACAACAACGUCUCGGCCUGGCAUAACAACGAGGAGACGCGGCUGCAGGUGGGGAGGUACGGGCGGAUCGGUGUGUGCCUGAACUGCCCAGCCGGCACACUCACCUUCUACGGGGUCACCGAGCAGAUGGCCCUCAUCCACCAGUUCUGCGCCUCUUUCACCGAGCCCAUGCACCCAGCCUUCUGGGUCUACUGUGAUACAACUCUCAACAUCUGCCAGUGUCCUUAAACUCUGGCCCUAACCUCGGGAGCCCUUCACAGUGAAGCACUUUUCCAAUGUGGUCACAAAGAAACAAUGUGAUAAUCAGCUUUUUUUUUCCUGCGAUCUCUAUCAAGGUAUAAACAUUUGGCCCGGAUACCAGGGAGGGCUCCCCUGCUCUUCUCCUGGGUUUACCUGAGAUAGAAGGCAGGUCCUCCUCUGAAAGACGCCACCUCCAACAGUAUUGGGACUGCCCUGGGAAUAAAUAAACAGACAAUGCUGGAAAUUCUCAGCAGGUCAGGCAGCAUCUGUGGAGAGAGAAACAGUUAAGUUGCAGAGAGGAUUGGGGAGGGAUGGAUAGGGUGAAGAGGAUAUCUCUGGUAGGGUGAGACCAAAUGGGUUAAUGUGUCAAUUAGAAGCAGAUUACUUCUAUGCCUGUGUUAUGUGUUUCUUGUAGCAUAGCAGUGGGAUGUGCCCAACAGGUCAGGCUACACUAAUGGAGAGAGCAAAACACGUGGAUGAUGUACGGAAAGGGGCAGUUCUGAUAUAAGGAGAGAGAGAGAGCGAGUUCCCUAAAGUUGGAGAAUUCGAUGUUGAGUCCAGAAGGCUGUACCAGGCCCAGGCGGAGGACGAGCUGCUGUUCUACAAACUUGCGUAGGGUCUCGUUGUGACUGUACAGGAGGGUGUCUGUGAUGUUUGUGGCACAGUGUUUUGCUCUCCAUUGCUGGAGGUUUGUUGGGACUGGCAGAAAGAAGAGUGGAGAAGGAUGAAGGAUUUUGCUUUGGGGUCCAUCCACACUCUCCAUGACCAUGACUGUGGAGUCCUCCUGAAUAUUCAGGAUGGACAAGCAGCGCUCUCGGGACAGACCCAUUGGUUCAGCCUGUCCUUGCCCCACCCAAACGUUUCUUCCUACCUCGACUCCCUUAUCCCUCCCCACUUACGUCACUGACCCUCUUGUUGCCCUCCAGCUCUUCAACACUCUCCAGUUCCUUGGCCUUAACUGGUUCACCCUCAGCAUGGACGUACAGUCCCUCUGCACCUCCAUCCCACAUCAGGAUGGUCUGCGGGACAGUACGUGAGGGGUUCACGAGGCAGGUUGGGCCGCGUGAGGGGUUCACGAGGCAGGUUGGGCCGCGUGAGGGGUUCACGAGGCAGGUUGGGCCGCGUGAGGGGUUCACGAGGCAGGUUGUGAUGCUUUGUCUGCGGUUCUUCCUUGAACGGAGACCCAACCAAAUCCCCUCCACCAGUACCACUCAUUUGCCGGCUGAACCUGUUCCCACCUUGAACAACUUCUUCAACUCCACUCACUCCCCCCAGAUUAAAGCUGGAGCUGUGGGCACUCAGACGGGACCGAGCGACACCUUCUUGUGCCAUACGUGAAAUAGUCCUUGUUCCCCUCCCCCAGCCUCUGCUACAUGGACCACUGCAAUGGUGCUGCUUCCUGAACUCAAUCUCCAUCUCUUUUGCAGCCAACGUCCACCCUGCUGCCAUCUUCACACCAUCCAUCUGACUCUUCCCUUUCUAGGUCUCUCAGUCUCCAUGUCAGGGGACAGGCUGGUCAUCCACACCCACUACAAGCCCACCUCAGGAGACAGACCGGUCACCCACACCCACUACAAGCCCACCCCAGGGACAGGCCGGUCACCCAUACCCACUACAAGCCCACAGACCGCCAAAGCUACCUUGAUUGUACUUCUUCCUACCCUGUCUUAUGCAAGGAUCCCAUUGCAUUCUCUCAGUAGCUCCAGUCUGUUGCAUUUGCUCUGUUGAUGAGACUUUCCACACAGGUGCCUCUGAAAUGUCUUCCUUCUUCCUGAACCAUGGCUUCCCCUCUGCCAUUGUGGGCAGAGUCCUUGAUCACACCUCUGCUCUGACCCCCUCUCCGCUGGUCUCACCUUCCACUCCAUCUCUGCAUAGAACAGAAUGUCCUUUGCAUUUCUGCCCCCUCCAAGGUUCCGCCACCAGGCAGACAUUCCCCUCCCCUUCCAGCAGCUCAUGGUGAUCACUCCAUUUACGUCUCCCUGGUCCACUAGUCCAUCCCCACUAAUCACUGCCCAUCGUACUCAGCAGCACCAGUCCUUUCACCUCUUCCCACCAUCCAGGGACCCACUCAGUCCUGCAAGGAAAGGCAGUGGUUCAAGUACACUUGCUCCAAUCUCGUGCCGUGCAGUUGGUGCUCACUGUGUGGCCUCCCUGACACUGGAGAGCCGAGACACAGAUCGGCUGAUUGUGUUGUGGGGUAUCUGCAUUUAUUCAGCAGGAGGGAUCCUGGGCUUCUCGUUACCUCUCCCGUUAAAUCCCCAUCCCACCCCCAUCCUGAUGGAGAGAUUGAUGGGUCUCGACCUGAAAUGUGGACUGUCCAUUUCCCUCACAGAUGCUGCCUGAGUCCCUCCAGCAUCUUGUUUCUGCUCCAGAUUCCAGCAUCUGCAGUCCCUUGUGUCCCCAUCCUGUCGGUCUGUGACCUUUCGCACUGUGAAGAGGCCAAAUGCAAGCUGGAGGAUCAGCACCUGGGAACGUUGCAGCCUUCUGGACUCAAUACUGAAUUCUCCAACUUUGGUGAAGUCACCCUCUUUCUGCAUGUAUCAGAACUGUCCGUCUGCCAGUCAUCCAUCUGUGACUUGGACGUUUCUCUCUCUCUGGUGCAGACUGGUGUGUUGGGCAUGUCCCGCAGCCCUGUUGUUGGCAGCACAAUGCAGACAAAGCAGCAUGAUCUGCCCCUAACUGCCUCAUGAAUUGAUCUAGUCUCACCCUAUCAGAGAUAUUCCCUUUGUUUAACCUGCUUCUCCCCAACUUCUCUCCCACUCAAAGCGAACUUGUUUUCUCCCUCAGGGAGACAAAAGCCUGCAGACUGGAGGGCAACACACAAUCUGCCGGAGGAACUCAGCGAGUUGAACAGCAUCUCUGCAAGGAAAGGAACUGUCGACGUUUCGGGUGAAAUUGUCAGUUCCUUUCCCCCACAGAUGCUGCUCGACCCGCUGAGUUCCUCCAGCGGAUGGUUUGUUUUCUCUCUUUCCCACUUGUGAUGAAGGGACUUCAACCUCAAGCAUGAACUGUUUUUCUCUCUCCACAGAUGCUGACUGACUUGCUGAAUGUUUUCAGCUUUUUCUGUUUUCAGAUUUUAAUCAUCUGCGGUUUUUUAAAGUUUUAUAUUCAGUGCAGAACAACGUAUCUAUCUAUAUCUAUUGGUGUUGUAUCCAGAAUAUUGGCAUUGAAGCCUCAUUUCAAUAAUAUCAAGGGUAUUCUCUGAUAGCAGUUAGCGUAGCGCUAUUACAGUGCCAGCGACCUGGGUUCAAUUCCGGCCGCUGCCUGUAAGGAGUUUGUACGUUCUCCCUGUGUCUGCGUGGGUUUCCUCCGGGUGCUCUGGUUUCCUCCCACAUUCCAAAGACGUACAGGUUAGGAAGUUGUGGGCAUGCUAUGUUGGCACCGGUAGCGUGGCGACACUUGUGGGUUGUCCCCUGAACACUAUGCAAAAGGUGCAUUUCACUGUGUUUCGAUGUACAUGUGACUAAUAAAUAAAUAUCUUGUAUCUUACAUACCGCAGAGAUUUCACUGUGUACUGAAGCUUUGGUCUGUCCUGCCAGUGAAUUGAAUAAAUUUCAAUGUGCAUCAUG